Messenger RNA from Arthroderma uncinatum, 573 nucleotides. RefSeq lists its product as uncharacterized. Bases 1 to 573 code for a protein of 190 amino acids. Gene Ontology annotation, biological process: protein folding in endoplasmic reticulum. Gene Ontology annotation, cellular component: EMC complex. The transcript is spliced from 3 exons. The record is from RefSeq and is a predicted model, not a curated record. NCBI's taxonomy places the organism in Eukaryota, Fungi, Ascomycota, Eurotiomycetes, Onygenales, Arthrodermataceae.
AUGGCAGAACGGAUGAGCCUGCUCCCACCUCCCCCUCCCCCUCAAUGGGCCGUUGACAUGAACUCUGCCGCACCCAGCAGAGCGCCAAAGUCGGCCUCCUUCCCUGACCCGCCAGGCUACUCUGCCCCCAAGCCUGUGUCGAAGCAACGCGCCCAGCCAUCCGCCGGCACCUCCUCAGCACCACGCAAGACUGAAACAGACGCCCUGAAGCUUAAGAAGGCAUGGGAAAUAGCUUUCGCGCCAGCUAAACAGCUACCCAUGAACGCUAUAAUGAUGUACAUGUCCGGCAACAGCUUGCAGAUAUUCAGUAUUAUGAUGGUAUUUAUGCUUUUCAAGGGGCCUAUCGGUGGUAUUAUAGGUACGAACGCCGCGUUUGCCAAGUUGGAGUCGGACAGUAUUCGCGGGCAGAUGGUGGCUGUUAAGGUGGUUUAUGUGGCGAUGCAGUGCGUACUGUUGGCUCUAGGGGUGUGGAAGGUCAAUGGGAUGGGAUUGCUGCCGACGACGAGAUCAGACUGGCUGGCAUGGGAGACGGAGCGGAGUCCGCUGGAACGGGCAUAUUUCGCUUUUAAAUGA